This is a messenger RNA of Pararge aegeria (speckled wood butterfly), 1487 nucleotides long. RefSeq lists its product as uncharacterized. Lineage: Eukaryota; Metazoa; Arthropoda; Insecta; Lepidoptera; Nymphalidae. Bases 173 to 1408 code for a protein of 411 amino acids. The transcript is spliced from 9 exons. The record is from RefSeq and is a predicted model, not a curated record.
UUAAAAAGUUGGCAUUUGUCGACGUUAAUUAACAGAUCUGUAAAAAUAUUAGGACGCGAGUGGUAAAAACACAAAGUUUCCUUUCCUUAUCUUUCUUUAAAAUAGUUGUUUGGUUGAAUGACUUAACUUUAUUUCCUUUGAAGACCUAUUUAAGUUCUACUUAAACAAGAAAAUGUCGCAAACGGAAGCUUUUAUUGACGUUGUUGAAUUAUGCGGAAUACUACAAUGCUUAGGGUUCCACGUGAAAUCCAUCGACACUCAUUUUGAAAACACCAGUCACGACAGUGCCCGCACUGUCGUUGUCGACUGCCAGGCAUCAGGGCUACAUGUGGUCCUGGAAAACGGCAACGUGUCUUGUUCCUGCCCAACGGUAGCCAGCCAACAGAACAGCGGGAUAUGGCAAGUGUCUGGAAUUACGGGCGGCAAGCAGUUGGAUAAGGAAUUCGGCAGUUCCAUCCUCGGAUCUCUCCCAAAGGGGCAUCGGGAACGUCUUACUAAGCAACUCCAGGACAUCGUGCGAUGCAUUAAGGAACACACCGAGUCAGAAACGGAAAAGCAGAAGGAUGGCGUCACCAACAGAUCCGCUAGCAUGAUUGAAAUAAAAACUCCGGAAAAAAGCCACCUUCAGCUGAAAGCGGAUACGCCGACGCGAUACCGUUCGCUGGACACGCUCACCGGCUCCAAUCCGGGCCCCGAGCCGCUUCCCGCGCCCGGCCUUCUGUACAAGCAACACGAUCAGGAAAAUGACAGCAAAGUGCAAGCAAUGUGUCCCAGGCAGAGCACCUACACUUUGUCCACUCCAGAUAGCUCGAGACGUCGCAACAAAACAUCGAGUCCAAUACAAAAGACCUCAAAUUCCGUCCUCGAGAGUUUGAUCGCAGCAGAGAAGAGGGCGGAGGAAUUACGCAGUGACCUGUCCAACGUCAUUAAAGAAUUGAUGGACGAUGGAAGAUUUGAUUCAUCUUCCUCGCUUGCCUUAGAUGUGUCCAAAAUUUCAAUUUUAAAGGUUCCCGAUAGUUCAAGAAUUCAAUUCGCGUCAAGUCCCAAUUUAUCUGGCCUAGGAUUUCAAGAGGAAUUGACAAAAAGGCUAAAGGGUGUGGAAAGUGCCUCAACUUCUAAUUUGGCGACAAAAUCAGCAGCGAAAGACACAAAACCUUCUAGACUUCGAAGAAUUUCACCAAAUCUCUUUCGAAACAUUUCUAAUUCCUCCAAAGUUGACAAGGAAAAACAAAAUAACAACAAAAACAGCAAACUAACCAGUUUGUUCAAACCAAGAAUAGUGACACCAGUGCGGGCGGGUACUCCCAACACUGACGCAAGUCCAAGUCUUAGCGGAUCAAAGAAAAAGUUUAGUCAUAUCAAAUCCACAAUACCCAGACCGGCUUCUGCUGCUUCUAAGAAGGAUUAAUUUUCUUGUUAUUAUGAUAUAUUUUAACCAUAUAAGCUGUGCUAAUGUGAUUCGAAAUAAAGAUAAUAUUAAAAUUUUA